Messenger RNA from Ahaetulla prasina, 652 nucleotides. It is a transcript of the gene POLR2L, whose product is annotated as RNA polymerase II, I and III subunit L. Gene Ontology annotation, biological process: transcription by RNA polymerase II; tRNA transcription by RNA polymerase III; transcription by RNA polymerase I. The transcript has 3 exons. Lineage: Eukaryota; Metazoa; Chordata; Lepidosauria; Squamata; Colubridae. The record is from RefSeq and is a predicted model, not a curated record. The coding region runs from base 75 to 344 and encodes 89 amino acids. Gene Ontology annotation, molecular function: DNA-directed RNA polymerase activity; zinc ion binding; DNA binding. Gene Ontology annotation, cellular component: RNA polymerase II, core complex; RNA polymerase III complex; RNA polymerase I complex.
CAGAGAGGAACUUGCCUUUGGCUGUUAAGCUUUGGAAAUAAAACGUGCCGUUUCCUAUAUCGGCCAAACGUGGAAUGUUUUUCCCCCCGACAGGGACACACCAGGCUAAUUGCAGCUCAUGUCCUUUCAGUUUGAUCAAAAUGAUUAUACCUGUGAGAUGCUUCACUUGUGGUAAAACAGUUGGAAAUAAAUGGGAGGCAUAUCUUGGUCUUUUGCAAGCAGAAUAUACAGAAGGUGAUGCCUUAGAUGCUUUGGGUCUGAAAAGAUACUGCUGUCGCAGAAUGCUGCUUGCCCAUGUAGACCUGAUUGAAAAGCUCCUGAACUAUGCCCCACUGGAGAAAUAAAUAUGAAGAAUUUAUGUGUACAUGAACCAAAGAUUUUACAAUCCUCAAGUCAAACUGCUGCGAUUAGAAAUCAGAUUAAUGAUCUGUGGGAAAUUCCUCAAGCCACUUAGUAUCCCCCAAAUAAAUGACUUAAUAUUGAAUUUCACCUAGUCAGUUGGGGAGUGUGCUUUUAAUUACAGCAUGGUUUUUUGUCAGAUUCUAAGUAUAUUAGAAUCUUUUGGAUUUUCAAAUAUGGAAGUUUGGGAGAAAAAACUCAAAAUUUGGGUUACAGUUAGCAGUUGUAACGAAGUUUUAAUAAAAAUAUGUUG